Strongyloides ratti is the source of this 867-nucleotide messenger RNA. Its product is annotated as HEXIM family-containing protein. NCBI's taxonomy places the organism in Eukaryota, Metazoa, Nematoda, Chromadorea, Rhabditida, Strongyloididae. The coding region runs from base 1 to 867 and encodes 288 amino acids. Gene Ontology annotation, cellular component: nucleus; cytoplasm. The record is from RefSeq and is a predicted model, not a curated record. The transcript is spliced from 2 exons. Gene Ontology annotation, biological process: negative regulation of transcription by RNA polymerase II. Gene Ontology annotation, molecular function: snRNA binding; cyclin-dependent protein serine/threonine kinase inhibitor activity.
AUGCCAAAGAAAAUGAAGUCACAUGAGGAAGCGGUUCCUUUUAAGGUAGGGUCAUCAUCUGCCUCAUAUGGAAGUUUGUCAGAGAAUGACGCUGAUGAAAUGGAUGCUGUAUAUCGUGAAAGAAGAAUAGCUGAGUCUUCAAGUAGAAAAAGAAGUGGCCAUCCUUUAAAUAGCAGAAUUAUUACUAAGAAUGGUGUAGCUAUUAUGAGAAAGAGAAGGAAUAUUGUUUUUAAAAGAAACAAUAGAAGUAGAGGUGGUAGGAGAAGUAAUCAAGAUGGAAUAUAUGAAUCACAUCAAAUUUUAACACCACGAAAUGAUGUAACAUUGGUUGUUCCAAGAGCACCAUAUAAUACCAAUUCAUUCUUAGCUGAUGAUAUUGAACAUAGAGAAAAAACAAAAUCUCAUGGUACAUUUUUUAUUAAUUCAAAUUAUCGUCUUCGAUGUUACUCAAUGGGAUCUGUUAAUUUAUCUGCAACUAUUGAAAAUCAUGAAUCUGAUGAUACUUCUGUAUCAUCUGAUUAUGAGGAUCUAACUGAAUUCAAUCGUGAAUAUGAUAAUAUUUUUAUGGAUCGUUUAAAUUCAUUGUCAAAAACACAACUAGCAAGUGAAUAUAUAACAUUAGAAGCUCGAAACUCUGAACUUAAUGCUGAAAUGACAAAUUAUUAUAAUGAAAAUAUGUUUUUAAAAAGAAAGUUAAAGGAACAAGGUAUUCAAUAUGAAGAUUUGAUGGAAGAAACAAUACCAAGGAAAAGAACGUUUAGUGGCAACAGUGAUACAACUGACUCAACUUUGCCGAAAACCAAUGACAGUGAUGAAGGACCAUUUUAUGAUUGCAAAUUUGCUUCUCAAUCACCAGUUGCUGUUUAA